ACUCCACUUGAACGUCUGUCUGACACAGCUCAUCAUUCUCACUCGUGUUUUCGUUAACGCGUCUCCUAAAACUUCUCAAAAUGCCGAUGUUAUGUGGAGGGGCUGGACCACAGCUCGAUGCCGACGAAAAAAUCCAGAAGCUGGUUGAAGGGGUAAAGGGCCAGGUACAGGAUAAGACAGGGAAAGAAUACGACGUUUUCGUAGCCAAGACCUACGUGAAACAGGUCGUGUCUGGAACCAACUACUUCAUCAAGGUCCAUGUUGGAGGAGACGAUCAUGUUCACAUCUGUGUUUACGAGAAACUUCCGUGUCAUGGAGGAGAAAUCUCGGUGGAGAGAUUUCAGGUGUCCAAGAGCCAGCACGAACCAAUCGGGUACUUUUAAAGGGAAGAGCACCUUGACCUACAGACUGCAGUCUCAUUUAUAAACCAGUGCUACACCAGUUAUCACGACCAAUAUUUUAAACAUUGUUACAUGCAGUUCUCUAUCCAUACUGUUUAUGUACUUUAGGUCAUCAUUUUCAAAGUAUGUCAAAAUGGAACUAUUUUCUACUAAAUGAAUGAAUAAAUAAUUUGAUUAA
Labrus mixtus (cuckoo wrasse) is the source of this 579-nucleotide messenger RNA. It is a transcript of the gene cst14a.2, whose product is annotated as cystatin 14a, tandem duplicate 2. The transcript is spliced from 3 exons. Lineage: Eukaryota; Metazoa; Chordata; Actinopteri; Labriformes; Labridae. Gene Ontology annotation, molecular function: cysteine-type endopeptidase inhibitor activity. Bases 81 to 383 code for a protein of 100 amino acids. The record is from RefSeq and is a predicted model, not a curated record. Gene Ontology annotation, cellular component: cytosol.